GUCUCCAUGACAACAACACUUGCUAAAAAUCACGUAAAUAAAAUACAGUUUACGAAAUAACAUUGCAGAGUUAUUACUUAAAAUAAUGUCUGAAACUAAAACAGACCCAAAGAAUGAAGACACUGCUAACAAUAAUACAAGUACGGAACAAAAACCAGUGGAUGACAAACAGAUAAAACUUAAUAACAAACUGAAAGACAAACUCAGGAAAUAUAUAAAAAAAUUGGAUGAAACUGGCACAAGCAUAACAAAAGAAGAAAGCAUAAAACUAGAAGUUGACACAUUCAAACAGCUUUACAAGCCCAAACUAGCCGGUAAUGAGCAAUCGUACAAAAACAUACCAAAAUUCUACUUCAAGCUACCACGCCCUGAUGACACACUCGCCCAGAAGUUACGAGAAGAGACGAGAGCUCAGUUCUUACAGAAGAAAAGCAAAGAAUUGCUUGAUAACAGUGAAUUGAAACAUCUAUGGAGUUUGCUUGAGAAGAGUAAUGGAAAUACAACCGUGACAAAUAAUGAUGAGCUCAUUAUAGAUUACUUUCAGUUUAAGAAGAUUAGGGACGAAGCGGGGCCUAAGUAUAAGCCAUAUUUCACAGCGGAAGUGUUCGGUCGUCUCCAAGCGGCUGAAGGUGGAGUGGGACGAGUGCGAGCCGUCUCACUGUUUAACUACGUCAUGAGGAGAGUGUGGCUGCAGCAGACCAGGAUCGGUCUGUCGCUGUAUGAUGUUACUGGACAGGGAUAUUUGACUGAACAUGAUCUAGAAAGCUACAUAGCCGAGUUAGUACCAUCCCUCGCAGCUCUCGACGGCUUAGACUCAUCAUUCAGUUCGUUCUACGUGUGCACUGCUGCGAGGAAGUUCCUGUUCUUCCUCGAUCCUCUGAGGGUGGGGAGGGUCAGGAUACGGGAUGUGCUGUCCUGUUCGUUCCUUGAUGAUUUGUUAGAGCUAAGAGAAGAAGACUUACCAAUGGAGUUACAAGAACAGAACUGGUUCAGCGCGGCGUCAGCGCUGCGGGUGUACGGACAGUACCUCAACCUGGAUAGAGACCAUAAUGGCAUGCUCAGCAUUAACGAGUUGGCUAGCUACGGCUCAGGCACAUUAACCCGCGCGUUCCUCCAACGCGUCUUCCAACAGUGCCUUACCUACGACGGCGAGAUGGAUUACAAGACUUACCUAGACCUAGUACUAGCGUUAGAGAAUAGGAAACAGCCGGCAGCACUGGCGUAUCUCUUCAGAGUGUUAGAUAUUAACUGCGUGGGGUACCUCGAUGCGUUCACGCUUAAUUAUUUCUUUAAGGCAAUUCAAGAACAAAUGAUAGCCCACGGCGCGGAACCAGUGAACUUCGACGACGUGAAAGAUGAGAUCUUCGACAUGAUCAGACCCUCAGAGCCGUCCCGCAUCACGCUGGCAGACCUGGUGAGGAGUGGGCAUGGUCACACUGCAGUCUCCAUACUGCUGGAGCUGCACGGCUUCUGGGCUUACGAGAACAGGGAGGCACUGGCCGCCGCCGGAGAUCAUGCCUGACGACCGACCUUGCUCAGGGAUGGCUGAACAACAGUGUUUUUAACAUGCUUAACGGCAUGACACAUGUGUGACAUAUACAUUUAUAUGGUUUAAAGGCAAUACAUGACUGACAAGUUUAUAUGGUAAAGUCCAAGAAUCGGGUUCUCAAGAGGCUUGGCCAACAACAAACUUUGACAAAUAUAAAUACCCAUUUUUAAGAUCAGGAAAGCAGCACAUACAUUAUGUACGUAUACAUGAAAACGUCACUCAACUGGUGUAUUUCAUUUUUGGCUACACCAACCAUUUUCGAAGAAGCGUAGUGACUUGAAAAUUGGCAUUUUUAGUAGUUCUGAUGGCAAUAUUAUAAUAUGGUACUAUCGUACUGGUCUGAUGAUAGAGACGGAAGAUAUGAACUGGAACUUCAUGAUGGAAUAUCGUAUCAUAGCUGUGUUUGGACUUGUUAGAAGUCUCAUAAUGACCUUUGGGCAUUUUUAACAUGUAUUUAUAAAAGCGUGUUUUUCUAAAGUUUUCUUAAACUAUUAAUUUAUUUUCGUGUGAAUAAUACUGUUGAGGAGUGAAAAUUCUUGUAAAUUGCGACUGGGUGUAAUUGA
This is a messenger RNA of Helicoverpa armigera (cotton bollworm), 2112 nucleotides long. RefSeq names its product serine/threonine-protein phosphatase 2A regulatory subunit B'' subunit gamma. Gene Ontology annotation, biological process: positive regulation of B cell differentiation; B cell homeostasis; microtubule cytoskeleton organization. Gene Ontology annotation, cellular component: spindle; centrosome. Lineage: Eukaryota; Metazoa; Arthropoda; Insecta; Lepidoptera; Noctuidae. The coding region runs from base 86 to 1522 and encodes 478 amino acids. The transcript has 7 exons. The record is from RefSeq and is a predicted model, not a curated record.